AUGCCCACCCAGGACGAUCUGCGCGCCCAGUUCAAGAGCAAGAACCGCAACACCCUCUACUACACCCUGUCAAUCAUCCUCGGCACCGUUGCUCUGUCUUAUGGCUCCGUGCCUUUCUACAAGAUGAUUUGCCAGCAGAUGGGCUGGGGUGGCCAACCCAUCAGUAUCCAUUCGGCAGGCCAGUACGAGGAGGAAGACAUUGCUUCGCGUCUGAUCCCUGUCACCGAUUCUCGUCGUCUGCGCAUCACCUUUGCCGGUUCUACCUCCGAUGUCCUACCUUGGAAGUUCACGCCCCAGCAGAGAGAGGUCCGCGUCUUGCCCGGCGAGACUGCUCUGGCCUUUUACACGGCCACCAAUUUGAGCAAGGAAGAGGACAUCAUUGGUGUAGCUACCUACUCUGUCACGCCCGGUCAGGUCGCGCCUUACUUUUCAAAGAUUCAAUGUUUCUGUUUCGAGGAGCAAAGAUUGAACAAGGGUGAGACGGUCGACAUGCCCGUUUUCUUCUACAUUGAUCCAGAGUUCUUGAGGGAUCCCAACAUGUCCAAAAUCGAUACCAUCACUCUCAACUACACCUUUUUCAAGGCAAAGUACGACAAGGACGGCCAUCUGUCUCCCGUCGCUUGA
Aureobasidium subglaciale EXF-2481 is the source of this 624-nucleotide messenger RNA. RefSeq lists its product as uncharacterized. Gene Ontology annotation, molecular function: copper ion binding. NCBI's taxonomy places the organism in Eukaryota, Fungi, Ascomycota, Dothideomycetes, Dothideales, Saccotheciaceae. The transcript has a single exon. The record is from RefSeq and is a predicted model, not a curated record. Bases 1 to 624 code for a protein of 207 amino acids. Gene Ontology annotation, cellular component: mitochondrial inner membrane.